GGGUGGUUAGGAAGCGUUGAAGGGGUCGAUCGCCCCAACUCUUGCAUCUGCAAGAGAGGUGAACAUUCUAGUUCAUCCUUUUUCUUGCACAAGAAUCGUUGAGCCAUAAAAACCGUUCUAGCGGAAAAAUUCCGAAGCACUGUGUUAGCUUAUUUAUAGAUAGACCUAGAUUACGUUUCACUUGUAUUUAGAGAUUGGUGGUGCAUCGUAACGUAAUAUCGAGUUGGAACUAUUGUUUUUCGGCGUAUUACUUUUGUAAUGUUUUUAUAAUGCUAGCUAGAUUUAAUGUUAUCUAGAUUUUAUGUUAGUUAGAUGUGUUAGCUGUUCUAAAGUUAACUAGUUCUAAUUCUUCUCUCUCUCUCUCUCUCUCUCUCUCUCUCUCUUUCUCUUUAACUACCUACCUACAUACAUAAUACAUAUUACUUAACUGUCUGUCUGCCUGUCUGUCUGUCUACCUACCUACCUAUCUAUCUACCUACCUACUUACCCAACUGUCUGUCUGUCUAUUUAUCUUUGGUCUGAUUUUUUUUUGUUUUACUGAAAUAAGGAAACAUAUAUACCAUUCAUUACGUAUCUGAUAUUGACCUGUGUUCACUUUAAAGUAUACAAUGGCCGUACUUGAACCUUACUUUAUUAAUUACCUCAUGCUGAUUCCAGCGACGUGUAUUAUUAUAUUGCUGUCCUUUCUGGAGAAAAGAAAACAUCGAUCAGACAUUUGUUGUGGACGAAAUGCUCUUGUGAUACCAAUACCAACAUUGGAUGGCUUUGAGAAUCGACUGGCUUACGCUGUAGCAUUUGCUGUCACUAUUGAUACAUUUUUAAGAGUGGUGUUUUUUAGUUAUAGUUUAGGAUUUGUGGCAUCUCCAUGGAUUAAAGUGUUAUACAGCCUACUUCAAGCGCUCAUCAUUAGUAUUCUGUUUCUGCCUUAUUUUGCCUGCAUUAAUACAAGACAUAGAGCAGUAGGAGCCAUCAUCAACAUUAUUUACAGUAUAGUUUGGUUUGGCAUAAAUGUUGUUUACUGUGAUGAGGAAUUUAAGAUCAUAGACAACUAUUUUGCAAGCAAAGACAGUUUUAAAGUAAUCGCAGUAUUUCUUGAUCUACCUUAUUUUAUGUGCCAGUUGAUAUUUAUAUUCUACUGCUGUUAUAUCCUGUACAGGUGUUAUAAAACUAAGUCUUUUGUCAACAAGCAUAUUCCAGGAGCAGUUAAACCUCACCAAGUGGACCAUGUUCGUUGGGUGUUUAGGAAAUCUAAAGAUAAACUUUAUCAAGCAUUACUCACUGAAUCUCAAACAUCUUUUGUGGAUAGAAUGAACAGCAGCAAAAAGCUGAAACUAGCUACAAAUUUGCCAUUUUUCAAGUACCCAACAAAAAUUGUUUCUCAAACUUUGUUUCAACUGGUUGUUGUCUACCUGAUUUCUAUUGGUGUAAUAUUUACACUAUUUUUGGAAAAUGAAAUUACAUCAACGUCACAAAACACAGAAAGUACAAGUCCUGCAACAACCAUUGAAACAAUCAUUGUAGCAAUCAUACAAGCGAUUCAACUAAUCAAAAGCGUUUCAACUGAUUUCGGUAUUUCAAAGAUUAUUAAAGCUUCUUGGUCCAUUGCCUUAGGAGUUUCAAUAUUAAUUGCUAUAUUUAAUAUCAUGAUGUUUCUUAGAAAUUGCAGGUAUCAUUUGUUGAAGUUAUACCAAGGAGACAAAAGCUUUAUAUCAGAUUGGAAGUACACUUCAGCCUCUUAUUUAGCUUCAAGCUCGAACUGCGUUGGCUACAGCAUUAUAUUUACAGCCUGGAGCUUUAUAGUAAACUUCAUUGUCCUAUUCAUCAGUCUGUUUAUAGUGAUUGGAGUUUUUCAUUUUUGUGUUCUGUUUGACAUAAUCUGGGUACUCAUAGAAAGAAUUGCUUUACUUUUAAGCAUUCCAUUGUUCGGGCUGAUCCUUGGAUUAAUAAUGAUACUUCUUAGCAAGAUGUGUUUCUUACAACGGAAACUUGAACCAACAGACAAAGAACUCCCACUGAAUGUCGAUAACAGAAAAGUUUUUGAGAUUAUCAGCUAUUUCAACUUAUAUUUCGGCAUGACGACUGGUUUGUUAGGCUGCAUUAGAAGAUUUCUGCUUUCAGCAGCUUUUGGCCUUUUCUCGUUAGGUCGACUAGAUAAAUCGAUCUACUCCAGAGAUCUGCAGAAGUUUGAUGGGGCGUAUGGUACUUAUGUUGCUAUGUUACAAGUUGACAAUGCUCACAAUAAUCCUUCCAUGAGACUAUUUGCACAUAUUUUGUGGAGUGGAGUUUUGGUUUCAAGAAUUCGUGCUUCUGGUGGAACUGAGAUGGAAAUAGCGGAAUUGAUUGCAGCUCUAAAUCGGAUUGAAGAUGUCAGUGCAGUCUCAUAUAUAGAUUUGUAUGCUGUGGGCACAAUUGUUGACCGCAAGUCUAAACAGUCGAGAACAAGAUGGCUGCUUGCCUACACACUGGUCAACAAUCCACAACUUAAGGCCAACAGAAAGAAAUGUCUGCCGUCCAGAGACAUUGGCAAUCGCGAAGCAAAUCUACCCAUUGUUGUAGCCAAUCCUCACUUCGAGUACAGCACGUUGGCCUAAAAUGAAACUAAAGCUAGCGCUUAAUGACACCGAAUAUGACAUGUGACCAAAACGUUUUAAUGUAGGCAAAACGAUUAUUUGACAAGUUUGUUCAGUUUUUAAAGCUAUUGUAAUUGAAAAAAAAAAGUUCGAUUUGCCAAUAUUUAAUUUGAAAAAGCAGUAUUAAUGGAAGAGUAUUGUAUAUAUGCUACUGCUAUUAUUUAACUAAAUGUUUUACUUUUACCAUUUUAAAUUUAGCUGGAAAACGGUUUAUUCUAAUUUGUAUGGUAAUGCCACAUUUAAAUUGUUUUUAUUUUAUUUUAUUUUUUUUAAAUGAUAUUUUUAUUGUCAGAUAGAAGAAACAAUUUUACAAAAUCUCAAUUUGAUGCGAGAAUAGGUGUGGGAGAAAUAACGUCUAUAAACUUUUGACCAGAGAGAGUGAGUUGAUACAAGCUUGGUUAAAAAAAGAGAAACUGGGUUGGUCGUACGAUGCGCACACUUUUAUCCCUUCUCAGACCAGGCAGUCUAUUGUGCAGAUGAUGAACCGUAAUCUGUAGCCCACAGUUAACGAGGGUAUCAAGUGGCCAGCACAACGACCAAACGCCUUUACUUUUCGCCAACUAAUGUCAGGUACCCAUUAUAACUGGGUGAACUCCCAAUCAUCACUAGGAUUCGAACCAGGAACCCUCAUGAGAGGCUGCCAGAAAUGCUUGUGCUUUUUUAAAAGAUUUUUUUUAUAGUGCAUCUUUCAACCUAUGUCAUGCUAGGAUCCAAAAUCUUUAGGCGAUCAGCGCACUGAACUAAGCUUGAGACGGCAUUCGAACCCGAGCCCCAUAUAGUCGUGCAGUUUAUACCAACCAACCGCACAUCACAUCCCACACAUGCUUCUCAUGAUAAAAAAUGGGGGAGGGGGAAAGGAUACUUAAGACAAUGCCAGUAAGUAGCCUCUAACAAUUGCGUGGAGUUCUUUAGAAGAACACUCACCUUAUAUUACCUUCUAUCUAUCUAUCUAUCUAUCUAUCUAUCUAUCUAUCUAUUAUUACUUUUUUUGUGUUUUAUUUUUGUAUUUUAACGUAUAUUAUUAAUUUUUAGUAGUUAAAAGUUAGGCAAUCAA
This is a messenger RNA of Biomphalaria glabrata, 3684 nucleotides long. Its product is annotated as stimulated by retinoic acid gene 6 protein-like. Gene Ontology annotation, molecular function: retinol transmembrane transporter activity; signaling receptor activity. NCBI's taxonomy places the organism in Eukaryota, Metazoa, Mollusca, Gastropoda, Planorbidae. The record is from RefSeq and is a predicted model, not a curated record. Gene Ontology annotation, cellular component: plasma membrane. Gene Ontology annotation, biological process: vitamin A import into cell. The transcript is spliced from 19 exons. The coding region runs from base 609 to 2591 and encodes 660 amino acids.